AUGGAGAACGCUGCUCUCGGCAUGGAGGAGGAGGACGACAAUGUCAUCUCCGACUCCUUGAUAUGCCUGGUUGCCGACACAGUCGUAGAGUCCAAGGAAGACCCAGAGUGUGCGCCUGUACCUGGAAAACAAGAGGAGCAAGAUGGCGUAUGCUCAGAUGAGUACAACAUAGAUGAAGAGAAGGAGAGGCCCCUUGUCGCUCUCCUUGAAUCAAGGAGGAUCUUUAGAACAACCCAAAGUCGUCGAGCAGAUUCCGAGACAACCCAGGACAAUGUCGCUGUCUGUCUGGAGUCAGAAGACGAACUGGAGGAAGCCUCGUCUCUUGACCAGAGCAACAAUGAGGACCAUGGGAGGAAGGAGCCAAAAGCAGAACUGGAGUGUAACUGCAAACCUCUGGCGGAAGGAUCUUCCAACGAUUCUGAAAGCUACGAAGGAUCGCUACCGGAAUGGGAAGAGCCGAAUUUUCCAGUACCACGGACAGCUCAGGAGGUGCAGACCCAGCUGACGCAUUCCCUGGGGACUGGCGAAGAUUCCAUUAGGAGGCCCAAACUAAGCCGAAGCGAAAAGAAAGCUCGAAAGGCCAUGUCCAAGCUGGGUCUGCAGCAGAUCCACAAUGUGACCAUGGUAACCCUCCGUAAAUCGAAGAAUACUUUAUUGGUCAUCAACAAUCCGGAUGUCUUCAAACGUCCAGCUUCCGACACCUACAUCGUCUUUGGCGAAGUCAAGGUCUACCAAGAGGCGGCGGAGAAGUUCAAAGUUCCUAUGGAGCACUCGUCCUCGAUCACCGAAGCAGCUUUAGCCCCCACCAUCAAGGAGGAGAGCGAGGAAGAGGAGGAGGUGGACGAAACGGGACUGGAGGGAAAAGAUAUCGAAUUGGUCAUAGCUCACGCCAACGUCUCCCGCCCCAAAGCCGUCCAAGCCCUCCGGCACAACAACAAUGACAUCGUCAACGCCAUCAUGGAGCUGACGAUGUAA
This is a messenger RNA of Ahaetulla prasina, 975 nucleotides long. Its product is annotated as nascent polypeptide-associated complex subunit alpha-like. The record is from RefSeq and is a predicted model, not a curated record. Gene Ontology annotation, cellular component: cytoplasm; nascent polypeptide-associated complex. Gene Ontology annotation, biological process: protein targeting to membrane. The transcript has 9 exons. Lineage: Eukaryota; Metazoa; Chordata; Lepidosauria; Squamata; Colubridae. Bases 1 to 975 code for a protein of 324 amino acids.